Molecule: messenger RNA, 4258 nt
Organism: Drosophila gunungcola (fruit fly)
Lineage: Eukaryota; Metazoa; Arthropoda; Insecta; Diptera; Drosophilidae
Gene: Xpc
Product: DNA repair protein complementing XP-C cells homolog
Exons: 6
Coding region: 285-4160 (1291 amino acids)
Biological process (GO): mismatch repair; nucleotide-excision repair
Cellular component (GO): nucleotide-excision repair factor 2 complex; cytoplasm; XPC complex
Molecular function (GO): single-stranded DNA binding; damaged DNA binding
Source: RefSeq, a predicted model, not a curated record
UUUCCAACACUGGGCAUUGACGCGCUGUUCUCGGCCUCUGCUUUUUGCCUGUUUUUCUACCCAAGCGCGAAAAUGUGAAUUUCGCAAUUCAUUUAAAUCGUCCAAGCUCAAACAGGGGCAAAUUUAUCAGUUAAACUCACAACCUAACCCACUAAACAGGAGUUAAAGGCACAAAGGAUAGUCUUGUGUAACGCGUGCCCCAAAAAACUGCGCAGUAAAAAUCAAUAACUAAGUGGCACGCCUCGCGAUACAUAAAUGUAAAGCGCCCCCAAAAGCAAAGGAAGAUGUCCGACGAGGAGGAGGAUUCCGUGUCCGAAGGAUUCUCGGCGAGCGAGGACGAGUGGAAGUUGGAGGACGCCAAGGGGGAGUCGUCGGACGACGACGACAGCGACUUCGAUGAUCUGCAGGCGGAGGGAGGAGCCGCUGGUUCCAGUGGACGCUCCUCGGCCGUAGCGGGCAAAAAGGGCAGCGAACAAAAGCCGCCCAGCGGCAUCAAGGGCUCCUCCGUGAAGAAACGCAAGCCCAGUGGCCAGUCACUGCGCUCCAAGCUGUACAACAAGUACCGACCGCCACCCAAGACAUUUCCCACUUCACCAUCUCAGCAGCAGCAGCAGCUGCAGGAGAACUCGCCCCGGGCUUCGGGUUCAAAAAACGCCAGAACGCCCAAUGAAAGCGGUGCACGGGAUCAGCACGAUCCUGCUGAUUCCAGCAGCGAAUCCAGUGUGGAGGACUACCUGGUGAAUCCCGCCGAACUCGAUCUGCACUCCACCUUCUUUGCCGGCGGCCAGAAGGAGAAGGAGAAGUCGCCGGCGCCCCAUUUCGAUUGCAAUGCGGGCAUCACGAAUCUCUCGGACUCCGGCUCCGGUUCGGAGGACAACAACGAGAGCAGCUUCGAGGAUAAAGCAGGCAAUGCCUUCGACUUUCGCGGUCUCCUGGAGAACGCGAACAGCUUGGAGCGCACACGGGAUGCACUGAGCAAGCGGAAUGCCACGGCCACUCCGCAGAGGAGCCAGGCUGCCACCAUGGAUGUCAAUGCGCUGCUUGCAUUGGGCGAGAACCAGAACUACCAGAGCGUGGAGUUGGAGGAACGGGAGGGUAAUCAGCGGAAGAAGGCGGGCGCUGGAGGGAGAGGAGGAGGAGUAGCACCACCAGUUGCUGCUGCACCACCGACCCUGGAUGAACCGUCGCGCCUGAGCAAGACCAAGUCGACGCGGAUCAAGCGCCACACCAAGACGCGACCCGUGUCCACAGUGGUCGCCACUGCCGGCGACACCGAUGAUUCCGAUUUUGAGGAAGUGGCAGAUGCAGAACUUUCCUACGACGACGAGGAGGCCGUCACGCCGAACGUAUCCGGCGACCUUGAGAUCCACGUGGGCCUCCAGGGACUACGACCCACCAGGGAACAGAAGACCCAGCUCGAGCUGGAGAUGGCUUUAAAGCGUCGCCUCAAUCGGGACAUCAAGGAACGCCAGCUGCUGCUGCACAAAGUUAGCCUGAUGUGUCAGAUAGCUCGCAGUUUGAAGUACAAUCGAUUGCUGGGCGAAUCGGAUGCCCUGAUGCAAGCUGCCCUCAAACUACUGCCCAGUCGGAAUGCCUAUCCCACGGAACGGGGCACCGAACUGAAGUAUAUGCAGUCUUUUGUCACCUGGUUCAAGACGGCCAUCAAGCUGCUAAGUCCCAGUCUAUAUUCCGAGCAAUCGAGUGCCACCAAGAAGGAUAUUUUGGAUGCCUUGCUGGCGCAGAUCAAACGCAAGGAAGCCCGCUGCAAGCAGGAUAUGAUCUUCAUAUUCAUUGUCCUUGCGCGGGGAAUGGGCAUGAACUGUCGCCUGAUCGUUAAUCUCCAGCCAAUUCCGCUGCGUCCGGGGGCCAGUGAUUUGAUUCCCAUUAAACUAAAGCAGGAGGAGAAGAACAAAAGUCAGACGGUGGAGACCGAAGAGGAGACUGAGGAUGAGGAGCCCAAAAAACAUAAGAAGGCAACUAAACCUAAAGCCACUGCUUCCAAAGAGGCUGAAAAUAAGAGCAGUGAUAAAAGUACAAAGAAGGAGGCCCCCAAACCUGCCAAUUCUUCAUCUUCAACCUCCAAAUCUAUUAAGAAAGAAUCACAAAUUGCUAAAUCAAGUAAAGCCAAAGAGGUUAAAACAGAUUUCAAACCCAGUCUUGCAACAAAAUUGGUUGAAAAAUCCAAACAAAAAGACUAUCAUAGUUCCAGUAAAUCUGAUACUUCUUUUGAGGAAAAACCAACUACCUCUACAAGUUCCAAAUCCUCAAAUUCAUCAAAAAAAGAGGAUAAGAAGGUUGCAAAACCAAGUCUCGCCUCAAAGCUGGUUGAAAAAUCCAAACAUCAAACAUCCCAUAGCUCCAGCACAUCGGACACUUCUUUUGAGGACAAACCAAGUACCUCGAAGGCGGCUCUUGCUGUUUCCCCAACACAAAACAAAGUAAAACCCCAAUCGGCUCUGCUGAAGAGGGUCACCACUCAAGCCGCUGCUGAAGCAGGAGAUGGCAAGAAACCCAGGACGGCUCCUGUGGCUACCUUCUCCCCGGUUGCAGGACGAACACGCAGAGCCGCAGUGAAAGCCACAACGGUGGAGAAACAGCCGCUUGUUGGAUCUCCCGUCUUGCCCAAACUGGUGCUGUCCAAGGUGAAGCAACUGAAUGCCAAGCACAGUGACACGGAGAACGCCAAUCCGGUGGAGAAGCAGCGCAGAACCCAGGAAACCCGAUCACGCAGCAAGUCCCCAAAAGUACUCAUCUCGCCGAGUUUUCUUGGCGCCAAAACUGCUGCACCUCCAAAUCCGGCACCAGUACCGCCGCAAAGGAACCAAAAGAGCCCAGACACCAAGGCACGAAUCUCGCCCAGCUUUCUAUCCGAAGCUGUGCCUGUUCGACAGCUGCGAAGACGAGGCCAGAAGCCCAGUACGUUGGGCAUUCCCCAGUUGGAUGGCGGCGAUGAUGCGCCACUGCCCAAGAAGCGCAUAAGGUUGGAAAAGCUGCAAAGGUCACAGGACUCGGACGAGGUAUUCGAACCGGCCAAGCCGGUGAAGAAGGCUCCUGUGCUGCCCAAAGCAGUGCAAAACCUGCGCAAGGAUCGCCGCGUGAUGUCCACCGACGAUGAGGGCGGCUCGAGGGCCAAGCGUCGAACAGAUGCCUCCGACAUGUGGGUGGAGCUGUGGUCCGAGGUGGAGGAGCAGUGGAUCUGCAUAGAUCUGUUCAAGGGCAAACUACACUGCGUGGACACCAUAAGGAAAAAUGCCACGCCAGGAUUGGCCUAUGUAUUUGCCUUCCAGGACGAUCAAACGCUCAAGGAUGUGACUGCCCGCUACUGCGCCAGCUGGAGCACCACUGUUCGCAAGGCGCGUGUGGAGAAAGCCUGGUUGGAUGAAACCAUCGCCCCCUAUCUGGGGCGUCGCACCAAGCGCGACAUCACAGAGGAUGACCAGCUGCGCCGCAUUCACGCCAACAAACCACUGCCGACGUCCAUUGGCGAUUUCAAGGACCAUCCGCUUUAUGUGCUGGAGCGGCACCUGCUCAAGUUCCAGGGCCUGUAUCCACCGGAUGCGCCCACUCUGGGCUUCAUCCGCGGCGAACCGGUGUACGCCAGGGACUGUGUGCAUCUCCUGCACUCGCGGGACAUCUGGCUCAAGAGUGCGCGCGUUGUGAAGCUGGGCGAGCAACCCUACAAGGUGGUCAAGGCGCGCCCUAAGUAUGACAGGAACACACGCACCGUCAUCAAGGACCAGCCCCUGGAGAUCUUUGGCUACUGGCAGACGCAGGACUACGAGCCACCCACAGCCGAGAAUGGACUUGUGCCACGCAAUGCCUACGGCAAUGUCGAGCUUUUCAAGGCCUGCAUGCUGCCCAAAAAGACUGUGCAUUUGAGGCUGCCUGGUUUGAUGAGAGUUUGCAAGAAGCUUAACAUUGAUUGUGCCAAUGCAGUGAUUGGUUUCGAUUUCCAUCAGGGCGCCUGCCAUCCCAUGUACGAUGGCUUCAUCGUCUGCGAGGAGUUCCGCGAGGUGGUCACGGCCGCCUGGGAGGAGGAUCAGCAGGAGCAGGUGCGCAAGGAGCAGGAGAAGUACGAGACCCGCGUCUACGGCAACUGGAAGAAAUUGAUCAAGGGUGUGCUCAUACGCGAGCGACUGAAGAAAAAGUAUAACUUCUGAUUUCUGUUUGUAAACUUGUUUCGUUUGAAGUGAUUUCCUAUUUUUGUUUGUACUUGAAACUUAUUUUGAUUCCAAUAAAUUGUGUAUUUUGUAAUCAU